AUGAAGUUUGAGAAAGAGUUGAGGUCACAGAUGGUGCCAGAAUGGCAAGGAGCUUACAUGAAUUACACAUCUCUCAAAUCCAUACUUGAAGAAUUUAAACUUUUUAAGCUCAAUAAUCCACACCUUCAUUCUCACCGUCAACAUCAUCAUAGCGGUGGAAUUGCUGGAGUGUACAAGGCAUUCAGUGGUUUACUAGUUUCUAGCACCACAAGCUCAUCUAAAGUCGCCACUUCUACUUCUAACUUAUUUGGUGGUAAUGAGCCAGCCAUUUUGGUGCUCCGACAAAAUAUAUAUGAUCAUGACUUAGAACAUGGAGGAUCUCAUGAGGACGUUAAUUGUGAAAUUUAUGAGACAAAACUGUUGAAGCCGGAAGGAGGAGGAGAAUAUGAAUUAGCAUUCUUCAAAAGACUUGAUGAGGAAUUCAACGAAGUUAAUAACUUUUACAAAGGCAAAGUUGAUAAGGUUAUGAAUGAAGCUGCUGUGUUGACUAAACAAAUGGAUGCUUUGGUUGCUUUUAGGGUUAAAGUUGAGCAUCCUGAUCAAGGAACGUUUGAACAACUUAGUAAGGAGAUUGCUAAAUCUGCUUCUAAGUUCUCCUUCCUUUCACCAGCCCCCAGUAUCACCCAAACUGAAAUGGCGCAUAUGGAUGCAAUUGAGGAACUCAAUGAACGAAGCAACCGUGGAAACCGUUCAGAAGAAAGUAAACUAAGCGACACCGUAGUAGACUUUGAGGAUGAUGAUCGGUCUAAUAAACACGAAAUUGGUGUAAAUGAAGAAGAUGCCGCAGCUAUAAGCAAAAUUCUGAACAGUGUUACAAUCAAUGAUAAACUGGGAACUCUGCGUUCGACUAUUGAAGGAUUAAUACUCAACAAGAACAGAAAUAAUGAAGGAUUGGUCUUCAGCAGACAGAAUUUAAAGAAAGUUGAAGAACAACUCAAGUCUGCUUUUGUCAAUUUCCAUCAAAAACUUCAACUUCUGAAAAGCUAUAGUUAUCUGAACCUCUUAGCAUUUUCUAAGAUCAUGAAAAAGUAUGACAAUAUAACUUCACAACAAGCGUCAAAAAUAUACUUGAACAUGGUUGAUAACUCCUACAUCGGCAGCUCUGACGAUAUUACUAAGCUCAUGGAUAGAGUAGAGUCUUCAUUCAUCAAAUACUUCUCUAAGUCAAACCGUGGUAAGGGCAUGCACAUCUUGAGAUCAAAAAAGAAGAAAGAAAGCCAUAGAACAACAUUUUCAUCAGAGGGCUUUAUUCGGUACAUGGAAACCAUGUUUCCCCUUUGGAGUCUGUUCGGAUUUCUAGUCCUACAUAUGCUCCUGUAUUCAGCGAACAUAUACUUCUGGAAACGCUACCGAGUCAAUUAUCCAUUUAUAUUUGGUUUCAAACAAGGAACGGAGUUGGGAUACAGGGAAGUCUUUCUACUAAGUACGAUUCUAGCUACAGUUUCACUUGCGGGUGUACUUGCCAACCUAGACCUGGAAAUAGAUAUAACAACCAGAAAAUACAAAGCCCAUAAGGAACUACUUCCUCCUGCAUUACUACUUGUUGUUUUACUCACAACAAUUUGUCCAUUCGACAUUGUAUUUCGCUCUAGUCGUAUCUUUCUAUUAAGAACCUUGGUCCAUUGCAUUUCUGCUCCUUUCUACAAGGUCAGUCUAUCGGAUUUUAUGUUAGCAGAUCAGCUAAGUAGUCAGGGCCAAUCCCUUAGAAACGUUGCGUUCUACAUCUGCUACUAUGCUUCGGGUGACUACAAAAAGAGGGAAACUAGCUGCAGAACUAACAACAACAUUUACAAUGCAUUCUAUAUCAUGUUGGGUGCUUUUCCGUUUUGGUUACGCGCAUUACAGUGUUUUAGAAGAUUCUUUGAAGAGAAAGACCAAACACAAGGAUAUAACGGGUUCAAAUACUUGAGUAUUGUCCUGGCGAUUCUUAUGACAACAGCUUACAGCAAGCAUAACUCGACAGGAUUGUUGGUAAUGGCCUGGAUCUGCUCAACUGGUGCAACCAUCGUGGCUAUAUAUUGGGAUCUUGUUUUGGACUGGGGACUAUUAAGGAGAAACUCUAAGAAUCCUUGGUUGAGAGACAAGCUUCUCGUAUCACAUAAAAGUGUCUACUUUGCAGCCAUGGUAACAAAUGUGUUUCUGAGAUUUGCCUGGCUACAGACAGUGUUGAACAUUCAACUACCUUUCUUAGAUAGGGAAGGUAUGGUUACUGUCGUUGCAUGCCUAGAGAUCAUUCGUCGUGGUGUAUGGAAUUUCUUCAGGAUAGAAAAUGAACACGUAAACAAUGUUGGCAAAUUUCGUGCAUUCACAAAAGUGCCUCUUCCUUUCAACUAUGAUGAGGAUCAAGAAGAUAAAGAUGAGUAGCGCCAAUCCUAGAUGUGCAUGGCAAAUUCGAGUGGAAUAAUAGCAUUACGCAUCAAUAUAAUAAGUUCGAGAGAGAGACCUUAUUAAUUAGUGUGGACAUUAUGGAUGGAAAGGAACCAAAGAGUUUCUUCAAACAAGUUCUUCUUGAAGGAGGAGGGAUUGGCAACACAGGUGAAAGCUCCAAUUAUUUCAAGGAUACAAGUUUUCAGCAAAGAAAUUCGAUCUCCAUUUUGUUCUUGGGUAUUCAGCUGGGAUAUAUACAAUUUCUUAUUUGGGAUCCUCGUUAAAGAUCCUAGUUUUUCUUUUUCCUUUUUAAUUUUUGAUGCUAGCUGGUUUCUCCUGCGUGUUCCAUGUA
Messenger RNA from Papaver somniferum (opium poppy), 2719 nucleotides. Its product is annotated as phosphate transporter PHO1 homolog 5-like. Gene Ontology annotation, cellular component: trans-Golgi network; cytoplasm; plasma membrane. The transcript is spliced from 12 exons. The record is from RefSeq and is a predicted model, not a curated record. Gene Ontology annotation, molecular function: inositol hexakisphosphate binding. Bases 1 to 2364 code for a protein of 787 amino acids. NCBI's taxonomy places the organism in Eukaryota, Viridiplantae, Streptophyta, Magnoliopsida, Ranunculales, Papaveraceae. Gene Ontology annotation, biological process: phosphate ion transport; cellular response to phosphate starvation.